Messenger RNA from Sardina pilchardus (European sardine), 750 nucleotides. RefSeq names its product barrier-to-autointegration factor-like. The transcript is spliced from 2 exons. The record is from RefSeq and is a predicted model, not a curated record. Bases 183 to 455 code for a protein of 90 amino acids. Gene Ontology annotation, molecular function: DNA binding. Lineage: Eukaryota; Metazoa; Chordata; Actinopteri; Clupeiformes; Clupeidae.
CCACCCAUCGAUGAGAGGUUGUUGUUUAUGUCUUCGCGCGCUUCUCUCCACUAUAAAUAUGACGUGAGUCACCACUAUCUUUCUCUCGUAUCCUGCAUCCCUCGAGGAAGACUGCGUCUGAACGACUCUUGUGUAGCCCAUCUAUAUUUUAACCAGCCUACACCAAAAUAGCCUACGCAGCGAUGUCUUCCACCUCCAAGAAGCAUCAGGCAUUCUGCUCCGAGCCGAUGAAGGGCAAGCCCGUUACUGCUGUUCCUGGGAUAGGACGCGUGAGUGGCGGCCAGUUGCAGUCCCAAGGCUACCACAAGGCCACCGAUGUCCUCGGCAAGUACCUGACCGUGAACGAGAACCGUAACGACUUCCAGGGAUGGCUGAAAGAUGAUGGUGGAGCCAACUCCAAGCAGCAGGGAGACGCCUACAAGGCCAUGCGGGAAUGGAGCGACAACAACUUGUAGAAGUGUGCCCGUCAACAGGCCGCUUUCUCGUUGCCCCUUAACAGAUUAAUGUGUUCUAAUAGCCCUCAUUUUGCUGAUUUAGUUGAUGCAUGUGGCUAAAGUUCAAAUGUUUUUCUUUUAAAUAGGCUACAUGUGUGGGAUGUUACUUCAUAUGGCAAAAAAGUCCAAGCGCAACCUGUGUUUAUGGUUCUUAGCUUAGCUUUUGGAAUAUCUAUGUGAAGUCAUCAAUCGGGGUAAAUAAAAUGCAAAAAGAAACUUUCAGUUGUCUUAUAAUAAAUCGAAUUAACACAUCGCA